GUCACAUUGAGAGAGUGUAGCAGUAGUGGGAAGAGUGGUGAAGGACAUACUGUAUCCCUCAGUGUUUCAUGGAGUGGUGGAUACUUCCAAGUAUACUCGCAAGUGUGAGAGAGGACAAGCUUUAGGAGGACCUGGUGCAGUGAGUGCUAGCUGACCCCUGAGCAGUGUGACAGAUAGCGAUGAUCUUAGUCACUGCAAUAUUUUUUUGAAGGACAAGGUUCAGACUGUGGUCUCUACAUGAUGCAGUAAUUCGCAUCAGAAUGUCAGAAUGCUGUCUCAAAUCAGGGAAGUUCUAUGGCAGAGACUGGAGUUUUGUGACUAAAUUUCCAUAUUGGCCAUCUUCAGAAGUUUUUUUUGACCUCCAGGAACUGGAGAGUUGUGUUGAAGAUCUGUGAACAGAAACAUUCAAGCAAGGAACACAGUCGCUCCAGUUAAUAAAAAAGCUUUCAACACAGUAUCCUAUUACUCUGCGUUGAGCCAACUGAUAGUACUACUGCUUGUUAAAUCAAGGCUGAAUAUAUAGUUCUUCAGGCACUCUCCUGCCCUGCUGCUGCGCUGUCUAUGCAAGCAGCAAGAUGUCCCACCGAUGAACUGUCAUUAACCAACUGUGCUGUGGUGAAUGAGAAGGACUUCCAAUCUGGGCAACAUGUUGUUGUGAAGACCUCUCCCAACCACAAAUACAUUUUCACGCUGAGAACGCAUUCCUCAGUUGUUCCUGGCAGCAUCGCGUUCAGCUUGCCCCAGAGAAAAUGGGCUGGCCUUUCCAUUGGUCAAGAGAUAGAUGUUUCCUUAUACACUUUUGACAAGGCUAAGCAGUGUAUUGGCACAAUGACAAUUGAGAUAGAUUUUCUGCAGAAGAAGAACAUUGACUCCAACCCCUACGACACAGACAAGAUGGCUGCUGAAUUCAUCCAGCAGUUCAACAGCCAAGCCUUCUCAGUAGGCCAGCAGCUUGUGUUCAGCUUUAAUGACAAACUUUUUGGCCUGUUGGUAAAGGACAUGGAAGCUAUGGACCCCAGCAUUCUCAAAGGAGAGUCUGGAGCAAGCAAAAAGCAGAAGAUUGAGGUUGGUUUAAUUCUUGGAAACAGUCAAGUUGCCUUUGAAAAAGCUGAGAAUUCCUCUCUCAAUCUGAUCGGUAAAUCAAAGACCAAGGAGAACCGCCAGUCAAUCAUCAACCCAGACUGGAAUUUUGAGAAAAUGGGCAUUGGGGGCCUUGACAAAGAAUUCUCAGAUAUUUUCCGGCGAGCUUUUGCUUCUCGAGUUUUUCCACCUGAAAUUGUGGAGCAAAUGGGCUGCAAGCAUGUGAAAGGCAUUCUCUUGUAUGGACCUCCAGGCUGUGGUAAAACACUUAUGGCGAGACAGAUUGGCAAGAUGCUGAAUGCCAGAGAACCAAAGGUGGUCAAUGGUCCAGAAAUCCUCAAUAAAUAUGUGGGCGAAUCUGAGGCCAACAUCCGCAAGCUGUUUGCUGAUGCAGAAGAAGAACAAAGAAGGCUUGGAGCAAACAGUGGUGUGCAUAUCAUCAUUUUUGAUGAGAUUGAUGCAAUCUGCAAGCAGAGAGGAAGCAUGGCGGGUAGCACCGGAGUCCAUGAUACUGUUGUAAACCAGUUGCUGUCCAAAAUUGAUGGAGUAGAGCAGCUCAAUAAUAUCCUAGUGAUUGGAAUGACCAACAGACCUGACCUGAUUGAUGAGGCUCUGCUGAGACCAGGGAGACUGGAGGUGAAAAUGGAGAUUGGCUUGCCGGACGAGAAAGGUCGAUUUCAGAUUCUUCAUAUCCACACAGUACGGAUGCGGGAACACCAGCUGCUGGCUGAAGAUGUGGACAUUGCAGAACUGGCAGUUGAGACUAAAAACUUCAGUGGUGCUGAAUUAGAAGGUUUAGUUCGAGCUGCUCAGUCUACUGCUAUGAACAGGCACAUUAAGGCCAGCAACAAAGUGGAAGUGGAUAUGGAGAAGGCAGAGAGCUUGCGUGUGACAAGAGGAGACUUCUUUGCAUCAUUGGAGAAUGAUAUCAAACCAGCGUUUGGAACCAACCAGGAAGACUAUGCAAGCUACAUCAUGAAUGGUAUUAUUAAGUGGGGUGAUCCAGUAACAAGGGUAUUGGAUGAUGGGGAGCUGCUUGUUCAACAAACUAAGAACAGCGACCGCACUCCCUUGGUUAGCGUUCUUCUAGAAGGUCCCCCCCACAGUGGGAAGACUGCUUUAGCAGCAAAAAUAGCAGAAGAAUCCAACUUUCCCUUUAUCAAGAUCUGUUCUCCUGAUAAGAUGAUCGGAUUUUCUGAAACGGCCAAGUGCCAAGCUAUGAAGAAGAUCUUUGAUGAUGCAUACAAGUCCCAACUCAGCUGUGUUGUCGUGGACGACAUUGAGAGACUUCUAGAUUAUGUCCCAAUCGGACCACGGUUCUCUAAUCUGGUCUUGCAAGCCCUUCUUGUACUGCUAAAGAAGGCCCCCCCUCAGGGUCGCAAGCUUCUAAUCAUUGGAACCACCAGUCGCAAAGAUGUCCUGCAGGAAAUGGAAAUGCUGAACGCUUUCAGCACUACGAUUCAUGUGCCCAACAUUGCAACAGGGGAGCAGCUGAUGGAGGCUUUGGAGCUCCUGGGUAACUUCAAAGACAAGGAACGCAGCACUAUUGCACAGAAUGUCAAAGGGAAGUCUGUCUGGAUUGGUAUCAAGAAGCUGCUGAUGCUGAUAGAAAUGUCAUUACAAAUGGAUCCUGAGUAUCGGGUGAAAAAAUUCUUGGCUCUUCUGAGAGAAGAAGGAACAGUUCCCUCCCUAGACUGAAGGUGGACCAAGUGCAAGAUCAACAGCUGGAAAAGUGACCAACCUGGAGAAUAUACACUGGGAUCUUUACUCUUCUAUGUUCAACACACUGGACAAAGUGAAAUGCUUCCCUGUUUCCAAGAACCCAAUGUGGAAUCUGCAUGUUUAGUGCAAUACAGUAUCUUUAUUCUUUGUCUUUAAUAUACUGAUGUCGUGUGGAAGUGUCUUCUAGAACACUGUGCUUCUGUCUCUGUGCAGGCAAGGCUGCGUUCUCAUUUGAUUUUAGCAUGGGGGAAAUGUCCUGUAAGUUUGAAGCUAACGCUCACUUGUGUCCAGCAUCCAGUUGCUAUGAUAGGAAAGAAAUCCUGACUUCUAAUAAAACCUGACAGUCUGUGGUGAAGGCAUAUUAAAGUACUACUCUGUCUUAUCCUGAUCUGAUGAACGGUUUCUUGUUAUGUCGUCCUAUGCUUCAUUGAACAUUGAGCCAGGCUGAUAACCUGAAGACAGUGCCCACAAUAAUUCAGCUCCAGAAUGCCUAGAUGCUAGUACCUGCUUUCUUUUAUAUCCAGGUAUUUUGUGGCUUGAUGAGAGAGACUGGCUAGUGGCAUUAAGGACUGGAAGAAGGCAGGGAAGUAUGUUGAUCAGAGUAGAGGAAACUUCCAAAUCCAGUAUUUAAGGCAUCAAAGCUUGUUGUUAAUUCAACAACAGUUCUAGAGAUGCUGAUUCCAGCCUGAAAGCUCUUCAUGAGUGCAAUAUAGAUGGCAGCUUUGGUAUUAGCCAGCCUCAUUAUAUCCCAUUUUUUUGCCAUGUUACCAAAGGUUGAAAUUCCUCCUUAGAGAUAGAGAGGAAUCCAAGCUCUGCAGAUGCACGAGAUAUGUAUUGCCAUGUUUUUGCACUGAAAUAAAGGAAUGUAUCAAACUUUGCUAUGUGGUUGUUCCCCAAUAAUCAUCUUGCAUCAAUGAGAUGCUGUCGAUGAUGACUGCAUGAGGCUACUCCCCUCUGGUUCUUUGGCUCCACAUGUUUAGUAAGGUUCAUGGAACAUACCUCAAUUUGGUGGGGCAUGAAAUCAAAGCCAUUUAUGAGCUCUUAGUCAGUGUAGCUUCCUAAACGUGACCAGACACGCUGCUAAAGGCUAGCAGCUUUACCCAAAGCAGUGUUCCCAGGGAAAGAGGGUGCUUCACGUUCUUUCAGGCCCAAAGGUGAAGGUACUGUAGUCCUUAGUGCAUACUUACAGCAGUCGGAAUAUUUUAGUCACUCCACUCUGGUUUCUUUUCCUUUGGCAGUGCUGUUGUAUUGUGAUGACAUUGCGAGUCCCGGUGGUUAUUAUUCCCUCUCAUUUUGUGUACGAUCUUGUGAAUUUAUUUGUUCCUUUCUUUCCUCUGCUAGUCCUAGUGACAGCAGCACACAUUAACUUAUAUUUCGGAGUAAAUGAUGUAAACCUUAUUGUGUCUUUGUCCAGAAAUAUUGAUUAAUAAAUACCUGGUUUAAUUGCACAUUCAAUGGAUUCAAUAAAAAGC
Haliaeetus leucocephalus (bald eagle) is the source of this 4274-nucleotide messenger RNA. RefSeq names its product N-ethylmaleimide-sensitive factor (gene NSF). Gene Ontology annotation, cellular component: Golgi stack. Gene Ontology annotation, biological process: Golgi to plasma membrane protein transport; intra-Golgi vesicle-mediated transport; SNARE complex disassembly. Gene Ontology annotation, molecular function: ATP hydrolysis activity; ATP binding. The coding region runs from base 562 to 2778 and encodes 738 amino acids. The record is from RefSeq and is a predicted model, not a curated record. The transcript has 22 exons. NCBI's taxonomy places the organism in Eukaryota, Metazoa, Chordata, Aves, Accipitriformes, Accipitridae.